AUGAAUGAAAUCAUUCAUUCAUUCCACACUGUAUUUGUAAUAGAAGAAGAAGAAGAAGAAUCAACUUGUUGGCAAUCUCAUAUCAUAGAUCAACAAUAUAACCCACCCCAACCCCAACCAAAUCAAAUUUGUACAUAUAAUAGUAACAUCAACAAACAACUUAGAGAGAUGAGCGGAAUAUUAGAAUUACCAUUCAAAUUUUACAAGGUACCAAGCCUUAGAUUAAAGACACCAACAUUUAGUUAUCCAUCACCAAUGAAGGUGUUUGUGAUUGUGUUUGUCACCUACUUUUUAGUGUCUAGUGGCAUCAUCUAUGAUUUCAUCGUUCAACCACCAUCGAUUGGUUACUCGCAAGAUGAACGUGGUGUACAAAAGCCAUCGGUCUUUCAGAUGUAUCGUGUCAAUGGUCAAUUCAUUAUCGAAGGUCUCUCUGCUGGAUUUAUCUUUGCCUUGGGUGCCAUUGGUUUCAUUCUCUCUGAUCUCAACAAAGACAAAAACAACAACUAUAUCUUUAUCGCCGCUCUUGUUUUAAUCGUCGCUUCAUACAAUAUCGCUAUCGUUUUCCUUAGAAUGAAGAUUCCAAACUAUGGUUUCGCUUAA
Molecule: messenger RNA, 600 nt
Organism: Cavenderia fasciculata
Lineage: Eukaryota; Evosea; Eumycetozoa; Acytosteliales; Cavenderiaceae
Exons: 2
Coding region: 1-600 (199 amino acids)
Cellular component (GO): oligosaccharyltransferase complex
Source: RefSeq, a predicted model, not a curated record